Messenger RNA from Miscanthus lutarioriparius, 282 nucleotides. The record is from the annotation of a GenBank genome assembly. NCBI's taxonomy places the organism in Eukaryota, Viridiplantae, Streptophyta, Magnoliopsida, Poales, Poaceae.
AUGAAGCGUUCGGCGGCGUCCACCGUACCCCUCGUCCUCCUCCUCCUCCUCGCCGUCGUGAAGGCGUCUGCCGCCGCCACCGGCGGCAAGGCCGACGCCGCGGAGGCAGAGCACGCCGCCAACUACCUCGUCUACGUGGACCCACACCCCACGGGCGUCGACUGCCAGGAAUCAUCACUGAUUAUUGCUUGUUUUGUGGAUGGAGAGCAACCUCAGGUGAACCGGGUGCUCCCGAGCGCGACCUUGUCUCUGAUGAGCAGCAAGUUCGACGGCGUCAGCUAA